This is a messenger RNA of Osmerus eperlanus (European smelt), 980 nucleotides long. RefSeq names its product ER membrane protein complex subunit 6 (gene emc6). NCBI's taxonomy places the organism in Eukaryota, Metazoa, Chordata, Actinopteri, Osmeriformes, Osmeridae. The transcript is spliced from 2 exons. Gene Ontology annotation, cellular component: EMC complex; membrane; endoplasmic reticulum. The record is from RefSeq and is a predicted model, not a curated record. The coding region runs from base 258 to 590 and encodes 110 amino acids. Gene Ontology annotation, biological process: autophagosome assembly; protein folding in endoplasmic reticulum.
CAAUAAUGCCCAUCAUGCAUUUCGUGCAAAAUGGCCGACUCAGUCUGACAGAAAUCCCGAUUAAGCUUUUAGCUAAAUUCAUUUUACAUCUCUAAAUUACAUUCCUUUUGUUUAUAUUAGGCAAAUUACCAACUCGUCGAUAUACAAGCUAUGUCCGUUUGAAUGAUCGUGGAAGAAAUCAUAACGUUACGAUAUACACUCUUCUAGACACAAGUGGAAGCAGUCUUUGACACGCUCGCUGCAAGUAUCGUACAGACAUGGCUUCUGUGAUGGCGAAACGGGAAGGACCACAAUUCAUAAGCGAGAUUGCUGUGAGGGGCAACGCCGCGGUUCUGGACUACUGUCGUACAUCUGUGUCAGCGCUGUCUGGGGCAACAGCAGGAAUUCUUGGCUUAACUGGGCUCUACGGCUUCGUCUUUUAUUUACUCGCAUCGUUUCUACUAUCCCUUCUACUCAUCCUCAAGGCCGGUCGUCGGUGGAACAAGUGCUUCAAAUCUCGGCGACUCCUCUUUACCGGGGGCCUUGUUGGGGGUCUUUUUACCUACAUCCUAUUUUGGACUUUCCUCUACGGAAUGGUGCAUGUAUACUAAAAUGUUAUGCUUGUAUUUGUGACUCAAUGUUUGUUAAUUAUCAUAGAUGUAUUGUCUAAUAUCUAACACCCCUGUUUGUCCUAUGACCAUUGCUUUAUGGUUUGAUUUUACACACUUAUCAAAUGAAACAUUAGCCUGCUUUUCCUCUUGCACUGAACUUAUAAACUGUGUGACAUUAAUUUAUUAUACAUUGUAAUUGUUUCUCAGCUCUGUCAAUUUAAUGGGGCCAUUGUACUUAACAUUUAGAAUUUGAGACUAAUGAAAACAUUCGUAUAGAUUAUUCUAAGCAGCCACUGAGGUGAUAUUCUUGCUGACAAGCCAGGUAGUUAAGCACUGCAACUGGGAUAAUUUUGACCAAAUUGUACUAAAUAAAAAAAGACAAUACAACUA